GGGCUCCAGCAGACUUUAUGCAAUACUGCAGAGGAUAUAAAUAUACAUAAUUAUCCCUCUUGGCAGUUAUAACCGUACUUUUUUUUUUUGGAAAGCCAUUGACACCAUUUUGAAUCUUUCAGCCAGACUUUAAGUUUCCACACCUUUCGAUGCUCUAUCUUACCGUGUCGUCCCAUGGACUUCCUGCCGUCUCCAUUUCACCCCUCCAGAAGUCAUACGACAUUCACAGCGUAGCCCAAGCGGUGCCAAACCUUGAAUUCAGCCCGUUUAAUAAUUACAAUUACAAAAUAAAUUCUCCGGUUGCUUUACUGGAUGUUAGCACCUGUGAGCCCCUUUCGCCUCUUGCUGAGGUCCACCAACUUCCACGAGCCCCGUCCAUGUCGGCAAAGCACCCUCUCCCAUUCCAACGCUCAGUAUCUAUGGAUGGCGCUGAGAGUUUGGGUUAUUUUGACUUGGGUUCUGACUACCACAAGGGGCCAGAGACCCCUCUGAGUCAAACCCAAACCCCCUCAAGAUUUCCGCGGAAAUCAAACUCGAUCCUGAACAUAUUGAGUUUUGGUUUGCCAACACACCGGGAGAUCCAACUGUCGCUGCCACCCACAACUUCCCUGCCGCAAAACCCACACUUUACCCUUUCAAGACCAUUAGAGAAAAGGUUGUCGGUACAAGAGAAUCCCUCCCCUGCUAGAGCCUCCCUUUCCUUUCCUCGCAUUGAAAUUUCGUCACUCAUGAGCGAAGCAGAUGCCGCUUUAGUCUUAAAGGCGGGUAAACCCAGAUAUACGGUGUGUAGAAGCAAGUCUACGUCAUGUAUUCCUUCAAAACCAAGCCAGAGGAUGAGAGUGAAGGUGGUAGAGCUGAAACCACAGGGGAGGCCUUACACCGACCGCCUAUGUGCUCGUUUUGUGAAGCAUGAUGAUAUGGCCUCUUUAUACUGCUUCUUAUCUAGAAAAGCCCAGUUCUCAUUUUCAUACCAAGGGGCUACCCGGCAACCAAAACAGGUCAUCAGUUAUCAGUACAGACCCCAUACCGAGAUCUCCAAACAGGUGAUCUUUGAGAAGAAUAUGGAUGGAAGUCCCUCAGAAGACAUCUAUAACAAGCUCAAGUGCAUCUUUGGUGUCGAAGAUUUCACCUUUGUGCAAACAAUCAGAGAUGCUAGUGGUAAGUUGGUCAUGCUCAAAGCAGUAUCUCCCGAGGCGGCGCAUGUCAAUCUUCUUGCCGAGAUUGAUUCCAGAAAUCCAAAGAGACGUAAGACCACCAGUGUUCUUCUGGAUGGUAAAUGUUCCGUUGAAUGGGUGAAGCGGAACAUCUGCUAUCCAAGAUACAAAUCCAAGAUGAAGAUUCAUUUGCUUCGUGGUUCGUUCACAGAUGGGUCCAAUCAGGUUUUAUACUGUAGUGCUCCACAAUUCAAGCUGGACUUGGAAAGGUUUGAGAGUCUCCAGAAACGAAUCGGGGUCCAAUCGGAGACAGAUAGUAACCUCCACUUGUAUCCCCAGCAAACAUCGUUCAAUCAAGACUGGAAUGCAUCUCCCGAAGACAUUGGUGAGGUGGAAAACUUUCCGUUCAUUGACGGGGCUGGCAAGUUUAUGGAAGUGAUAACGAUCGAUGAAUAAGGCCUUUGGCUUUGGGUCUGUUUGGUUUAAUCCACAGCUAAGCCCCUUUCUGGUACUCCUUCAAAGGGUGUGUAAUGGAGAGUGUGAAUUCGGACACCCUUCAGCAUUAAUUAGUAAAUACACAUAAAAAAAUAACAGUGAUUUCAGGGUAUGUGUACC
Molecule: messenger RNA, 1769 nt
Organism: Babjeviella inositovora NRRL Y-12698
Lineage: Eukaryota; Fungi; Ascomycota; Pichiomycetes; Serinales
Exons: 1
Coding region: 150-1610 (486 amino acids)
Source: RefSeq, a predicted model, not a curated record